This is a messenger RNA of Schistosoma curassoni, 888 nucleotides long. The record is from the annotation of a GenBank genome assembly. Lineage: Eukaryota; Metazoa; Platyhelminthes; Trematoda; Strigeidida; Schistosomatidae.
AUGGGUUUAACAUUUACAAUCCCAAAAUUCAUUCUAUUUUGCUUAAAUUUUCUACUUGUGAUCAUUGGGUUGGCAUUAAUUGCUGUCGGUUCAUGGGUUACAGCAAAUGAUCAAAGUUUUGUUGAUACAGUACAAUAUUUUUCGUCAUACAAUGCAAUUGAAUUACAAUUAUACCAAGGAACAAGUUUAAUACGUUAUUUCAGUUAUGCUGUGAUUAUAAUUGGCUCAUUAUUAGUAGUGAUUAAUUUUGUCGGCUGUUGGGGUGUAGUAAUCGAAAAUCGAGGAUUACUUAUGGCAUUCGCUGGUUUGAUGAUUGCCCUAGUUCUACUUGAAUGUGGAGCUACUGCAGCGAUGGGUGGCACUCAAAGUUUGUGGAAGGACGAUUAUGAGAAAUCGAUUACAAGUCGAUUUGUAUCUAAAUACCGUGGAACAUUUGGAGCUUUUGCAAUUUCAGAAUUUGAAGAUUAUUCAUUAAAAAUGGAUCAAUUGAUGAUUGAACUUGAAUGUUGUGGAUUACAAGGUUCUCAAGACUUUUCAAACACAAAAUCGCGUUGGUAUCAGGAAGGUCGAAAAUAUUCAGAUGGUACUACUGGUGAUGCGAUUAAAAUUCCUCCAGCAUGCUGUAAAUAUACUUCAAAAGAUUUUUGGAGAAAAGCUGAUUAUGAAAAAUUUCAAGACAACCUUAAAGAUAAAGAUUGUGUAAAAACAACAAAUGAAUCAAAUAUGAACGUUGGUUGUUUAGCUGCAGCAAAAAAUAAAACAGCAAAAACAGCCCUCCCGUUCAUAGCUAUUCCAAUUAUACUUUUCCUGUUCCAGAUUGCUACUAUCGGGAUCUCCAUCUUUUUAAUUUGCCGAAUUCAAAAAUGGGAUAAUGAACUCUACUAUUAA